Molecule: messenger RNA, 1664 nt
Organism: Ctenocephalides felis (cat flea)
Lineage: Eukaryota; Metazoa; Arthropoda; Insecta; Siphonaptera; Pulicidae
Exons: 6
Coding region: 199-1554 (451 amino acids)
Biological process (GO): synapse organization
Cellular component (GO): neuron projection membrane
Source: RefSeq, a predicted model, not a curated record
UGGUUGCGAUAAGUUUAUUGGAGAUGGAAUUUAUUUUGACGUUUGUCAAUGGUGCAUGAACUGGAGGUGCGUAAACUGAACAAUGAGACUAUUUUGUGAUUAUAAUUAGUAGUUAGUUUAGAUUAUAGAACAUUAGUGGAAAUGUGUGAUUCAAAAGGAUGUAAAUAAUUUUUAUUCGAUGGCCUACAUAUAUUAGUAAUGGGCGCCCAACGCGAGCCAUCCGGCAAGCAGCAACAGCAAAAAGAGAGCAGCGGCGCGCCUCCGGUUAGCGGCAACGCGAUCGACUCGGCGACCGGUCAUCCCCGAAACGGUGGACCUUAUUUCGACAAAGUCGCCUCUAAGAACGUGACCGCUUUACUGGGAAAGACCGCCUAUCUGAAUUGCCGUGUCAAGAACUUAGGCAAUAAAACGAUGUUGCUUCAGGUGUCGUGGGUGCGCCAUCGCGACAUCCAUCUCCUGACUGUGGGUCGGUACACGUACACGUCCGACCAGCGAUUCCGUGCGAUACACCACCCGCACAGCGAAGACUGGACGCUGCAGAUAAAGUACCCUCAGCAUCGGGACUCGGGCAUCUACGAGUGCCAGAUCAGUACCACGCCGCAUAUGAGCCAUUUUAUACACCUGAAUGUUGUCGAGCCCACAACGAAUAUAAUCGGCGAGCCGGACCUGUACAUAGACCGAGGCUCCACCAUCAACCUGACCUGCGUGGUCCUGUUUUCUCCGGAGCCUCCGGCUUACAUCUUUUGGAACCACAACGAUGCGAUAAUCUCGUACGACUCGCCGCGCGGCGGCGUCUCGGUCAUAACCGAGAAAGGGGAGACCACGACGUCGUUCCUGCUCAUACAACAAGCGAGGCCUGCGGACUCCGGACAAUAUCAAUGCAAUCCUUCGAACGCCCAAAGCCGCAGCGUCACCGUGCACGUACUAAACGGCGCAUCGGGUUCGGUUUCCAGGGGAGUAUCCGGCGGCCAUGCAGCGAGGGGGUCAGCCUCACCGCGAGCUCUCCCCGCGUCUACGUUUGCUGCUACUCUGCACGCUCUGCCUGCUGUCGUGUUGGGCAUAGCCGCGUUAAUGGACAACGGCCCAUUUGCGCGUCUGCUGCACGCCGGCAGCGAGCAGGCAGCAACGCCGAUUUUGACGCUCACGCGCUGGUUGAGGUCAGCAGUCGUAGCCGUCAUAUGUCUAGAGGUCUGCGCCGUGCUCCGGAAUCUCCGAGGACUCAUCGUCAGCAAGUUCCUCUGCCCGAUAUUACUAAGCGUCUUCGUCGUCUUUGCAUGCUCCUCUUUUGUAGGUAAAAUUUAUAUAAUCGCGAUAUCAUGCUGGGUGGCGCAGUAUAUUAUACUGGCUUUAUGGAGGUUAAUAACACAAGUAAGUACAAAAUCAAACUUUGCGCUCUGUCCUCUGGAACUUCCAGAACCGCGGCACGAACAUUCGUUCAAAUUAUUUUCAUUUAUCACAUCUAACAAUCUAUUGAUUGCUUUGAUAAGGAGAAUUGUUUCAACGAGUUACUCAAUAUUUUCGAGAAAACCGUUAAGGCAAGCAGAAAUGAGGUGAUAAUGCAUUCGCAUAAAUUGUACGUAAUACUGUAUUUCCGAUUGUAGUCCAUUAGGUAACAAACGAAACGAGAAUGUAAGGAUGGUAUUCAAUUGGUGAUAUUUAAUAGA